Synchiropus splendidus (mandarinfish) is the source of this 2246-nucleotide messenger RNA. RefSeq names its product BRMS1 like transcriptional repressor a (gene brms1la). Gene Ontology annotation, biological process: negative regulation of transcription by RNA polymerase II. The transcript has 9 exons. Gene Ontology annotation, molecular function: histone deacetylase binding. Gene Ontology annotation, cellular component: Sin3-type complex. The record is from RefSeq and is a predicted model, not a curated record. Bases 214 to 1041 code for a protein of 275 amino acids. NCBI's taxonomy places the organism in Eukaryota, Metazoa, Chordata, Actinopteri, Syngnathiformes, Callionymidae.
CUAGCAUGCUAAGAUGCUAAUACAGUGAUCCCAUACCGAGUUCUUCUGAAGCCAAAUGCUUAUCCAGAAAACGUAGGGACAAACAUGAAUGCAAAAAAAGCUCAUAUUUAUUUGUGUCUAAGACUGGAAAAGUUCAACCUGAAGCAACCCUCAACAGCUGCCAAUGGGAUCCGCGCCUGUUGACAACGUGUUUGUGGGACUAAAGCUUUUGAUAUGCAUACAUUUAUUACGGGUGAUCACGCUGGAAUAGCCAUGCCGGUGCACCGUGAUCGUGAGAAGAAAGAGACGACUGCAGAAGAAAUGGAGGUGGAAGAGCAGGAACAAGACGGGUCAAGCACAGAGGAGGAGGAUUCAGACACCUCAUCUGUUUCAGAGGAUGGCGACAGUUCUGAAAUGGACGAAGAGGACUGUGAGAGGAGGAGGAUGGAGUGUCUCGAUGAAAUGUCUAACCUGGAAAAACAGUUCACUGAUCUCAAAGACCAGCUAUACCGGGAGCGCCUCAGUCAGGUGAACUGCAAGCUCUCAGAGGUGGAGGCAGGUAGAGCGGCAGAGUACCUGGAGCCACUUGCUGUUCUUCUGGAGAACAUGCAGGUCCGCACCAAGGUGGCAGGUAUUUACAGGGAGUUGUGUUUAGAGUCUGUGAAGAACAAGUACGAGUGUGAGAUCCAAGCCGCAUGUCAACACUGGGAGAGUGAGAAAUUAUUACUGUUUGACACAGUACAGAGUGAGCUGGAGGAGAAGAUAAGGCGACUUGAGGAAGACAGACACAGCAUAGACAUAACCUCAGAGCUUUGGAACGACGAGUUAGCUGGAAGGAAGAAGAGAAGAGAUGCUCUUAGCCCUGAUAAGAAGAGAAGACGUCCGUCAGUGGUGUCCGGUCCGUAUAUUGUCUACAUGCUCCCUGACUUGGACAUCCUGGAGGACUGGACAGCAAUCCGAAAGGCCGUGGCCACACUGGGACCCCACAGAGGAAAGGCGGACUCUGACAGCUCUAUUUUCCCAUUUCGACCUGACAGAAACCGAUCGAUACUCAACUGCUGAGACUCGUCAUAGCACACUCAUGCGUCGCUCAUAUUUCUGCUGGCUGGAGAUCACACUUGGUUUUCUAUCUCAUGGACAGGUUUCAUACAGGGCGGAAAAAACACAGAUGACCUUAUGCAAUUGCAUUUCGGACAUUGCACUUUUACAAGCUACAAUAUUUUGACUGUAAACUACCAGCACAACUCCAGACAAUUGUACAACCACCCAACUUCCUGUUUCCAUUACUUCAACAAGUCAAAUUUACUUUUAAAUGUUUUAUAUAUAGAAAACAGAGUUGCUCUCAAUACAGAAUUAUAAUCUUUUAUAUUAAUUUCUAUCAAAAAUGGGCAAAAAAUGAAGUCAGUUAUGUCACUUUCAGAGUCACUCUUUUAUAUGGUUAUUUCAUUAUUUUUUUGCAAGCAUCUUAGUGCCAAUAAAGUUAUUUUGCCUUCAUUUGGAACAUGUGAAUGGCUAUUGUCAGAGCUGAGCAGGAAUAGUAUAGAGCAAGUGCCCAAAACAUGCCAAACGUCCAGCAUAGUGAGGAAGGUUAACUAAUUGGUGCAGUGGAUCUAUAUUACAUUUAAAAUUGUGUGAGAAACAUGCCAAUAAGUACAAAAAAGGAAGAUAACAAGUUAGUUUUUACAAAAAAAAACAACCCUUUAUCGGGUUUCCAUAUCUACCUCUUUUCUAUACAAUUCCAUUUUAUAUAGAAACAAACAUACCUCUACUUACAUGAUCUUCCUUAAUGGAAGUGAUUUGUUCUGUUUUUACCGUUGUACCGAACCACCACCACAGAGGAUUGUUAGCGUUCAUGGGCAAGCAGACACAUUUUCUUUACGUUUUACUUAUGUUUUCUUCAUGUUCUGGUAACGCAUUGCUUUGCUAGUGUGAUAUGUGUCAGGUGAAGUCUUGGCUGGUGAUAAAUUGGAUGUUUUCUCAAUAAAACUGUUUUAGAAAUAGUGGCAUUGUUUACGUCCAUUGAAUACUUGAAAUGAAAGCAACUUGAUGUAGGCCUUCUUCUGAAAAUCAGGGAUCAGAAGCUGGAUUCUUGACUCCCUUUACCUCCAAGGGACCACAAGGGAUAUUUACCCGUUUUCAUUAACACCACAGUUCAACAUAUUUGUAACCAAUAUAAAAAAAAUAUUGUACUGGUUACUGUAGUAAUCCAGUCAAACCAGAUAUUCUACUUAAACAUUGGGCUAAGACUUGAAGUAGUGAUCAUCUAU